Messenger RNA from Spea bombifrons (plains spadefoot toad), 924 nucleotides. RefSeq names its product olfactory receptor-like protein OLF1. Gene Ontology annotation, biological process: G protein-coupled receptor signaling pathway; sensory perception of smell. The record is from RefSeq and is a predicted model, not a curated record. The transcript has a single exon. Gene Ontology annotation, cellular component: membrane. The coding region runs from base 1 to 924 and encodes 307 amino acids. Lineage: Eukaryota; Metazoa; Chordata; Amphibia; Anura; Pelobatidae. Gene Ontology annotation, molecular function: olfactory receptor activity; G protein-coupled receptor activity; odorant binding.
AUGGAUUGGAGUGGAAAUAUAAGUUUUCCAGAAUUCAGUCUUCUGGGGUUUACACAGAAUGAAGAGUCAACAUUUCCUCUCUUUUGUAUUUUCUUUUUUAUGUAUAUCAUAACAUUGCUUACAAAUAUUUUCAUGGUGGUGCUCAUAAAAACAUUUAACCAUCUGCACACACCCAUGUACUUUUUCCUUGGCCAACUUUCCUUUCUGGAUACAUGUUAUUCAUCAGUUAUUUCUCCUAGGAUGUUGAUAAACUUCUUCACUAAAGACAGAUCGAUUUCCAUUACCGGCUGUGCAGCUCAGAUGUAUUUCUUUGUGGCAUUGGGAAGUACUGAAUCUUUCUUUCUCGCUGCAAUGUCAUAUGAUCGAUAUGUUGCUGUAUGCAAACCAUUAUUAUACAUUGUGACCAUGACCAAACCUACUUGUAUUUCCCUUAUAGUGGUCUCCUAUGUCAUUGGACUACUACAUUCCUUAAUUUAUGUCAUCUACAUAUUUAAAUUGCCCUUCUGCAAAUCACAUGGAAUUGACCAUUUCUUUUGUGAUGUUUUACCACUUUUGAAACUCUCCUGUUCCGAUACUACAUUAAUUGAAAUUCUACUCUUUACUUUUACUGGUUCUAUUUGUAUGAGUUGUCUGCUUUUGAUUGUUGUGUCAUACUUACUAAUUAUUUCCACUAUUUUGAAAAUCAGGUCAGCAAAAGGAAGAAUACAAACUUUCUCCACCUGCACUUCCCACAUUACAGUUGUCAGUAUAUAUUUUGGUACUAUCUUGUUUAUGUAUUUAAGACCUCGUGAAAAAUAUAAAUCAAAUCAAGAUGUAGUAAUAUCUGUCUUUUACACAAUAGUUAUACCUCUAUUAAACCCUAUAAUUUAUAGUGUUAGAAACAGGGAGGUUAAAACAGCUAUUAGAAAAGCUUUAGGCCUCUAA